Messenger RNA from Acanthopagrus latus (yellowfin seabream), 4333 nucleotides. It is a transcript of the gene aox6, whose product is annotated as aldehyde oxidase 6. The transcript is spliced from 35 exons. NCBI's taxonomy places the organism in Eukaryota, Metazoa, Chordata, Actinopteri, Spariformes, Sparidae. Gene Ontology annotation, molecular function: 2 iron, 2 sulfur cluster binding; xanthine dehydrogenase activity; FAD binding. The coding region runs from base 57 to 4055 and encodes 1332 amino acids. The record is from RefSeq and is a predicted model, not a curated record.
CGUAGUUUUGGACAAACUUGACUUUUUCCGUGAGAAAGUUGUCUCACACUUGAAAGAUGUCUGCAGGGACGGAAGGAGAUACUUUGUGCUUCUUCAUCAACGGGAAAAAGGUAACAGAGAACCAUGCAGACCCUGAAACCAUGCUGCUGUCGUUCCUCAGAGAGAAGCUGAGGUUAACUGGAACCAAGUAUGGCUGCGGCGGUGGAGGCUGCGGGGCGUGCACCGUCAUGGUGUCGCGCUACCAACCCGCCACCAAAACCAUCAUACAUUAUGCAGUCAACGCCUGCCUCCUGCCGAUCUGCCAGCUCCACGGAGCCGCCGUGACCACGGUGGAGGGCAUCGGCAGCACCAAGACCAGGAUCCACCCUGUACAGGAGCGGAUAGCGAAGGCUCACGGCUCCCAGUGUGGCUUCUGCACUCCGGGAAUGGUGAUGUCCAUGUACGCUCUGCUGAGGAACAAGCCUCAGCCCAGCAUGGAGGACAUCACACAGGCUCUGGCCGGUAACUUGUGUCGAUGUACUGGAUAUCGACCCAUCGUUGACGGCUGCAGGACCUUCUGCCAGGAGGCCAACUGCUGCCAAACCAACGGAGGUGGAGACUGUUGCCUGGACGUGAAGGACGAGACUGAUGAGCAGGAUGACGAGAAGCCUCAGCUGUUCAACAAGGACGAGUUUCUGCCUCUGGACCCGACACAGGAGCUGAUCUUCCCUCCUGAGCUGAUCCUGAUGGCAGAAUCAUCGAACCUGAAGACGCUCACUUUUUAUGGGGAGAGGACGAGCUGGGUGUCCCCGACCUCCCUGGACGAGCUGGUCCAGCUGAGGAGCAGCAACCCGAAAGCUCCUCUGGUGAUGGGAAACACCAACAUAGGUCCAGAUAUGAAGUUCAAAGGUGUCCUGCAUCCUCUGAUUAUCUCUCCGACCAGAGUCCUGGAGCUGUUCGACGUCACUCAGACGGCACAGGGUGUUUGGGUCGGAGCCGGCUGCAGUCUGUCCGAGGUUCAGUCUCUCCUGGAGAAACUGGCUCCUCAGUUUCCGGAGGAGAAGACGGAACUGUUCCGAGCGUUGAUCCGACAGCUGAGGAACCUGGGAAGCCAGCAGAUCCGUAAUGUUGCAUCUCUUGGAGGAAACAUCAUGAGCGCGUACCCAAACUCAGACCUGAACCCUGUUUUGGCUGCCGGGAACUGCAAAGUGAGCGUCGUCUCCAACGGAGGAAGACGAGAGGUUCAUCUGAAUCAAGACUUCUUCGUGAGCUUUGGGAAGACGGUCCUGAAGCCGGAGGAAAUCAUCGUGUCUGUCUUCAUUCCCUUCACCAGAGAGGGGGAGUUUGUGUCAGCUCUCCGUCAGGCUCCGAGGAAGGAGGGCGCCUUCGCCACAGUGACGACCGGGAUGAGAGUGUUCUUCUCCGAGCGAUCCAGAGUCGUUCAGGAAGUCAGUAUUUACUACGGAGGAAUGGGACCGACCACCGUCAGCGCCGCGAAAACCUGCGCUGCUAUCGUCUCGAAGCCCUGGGAUGAUGAGACCCUCGGCCGGGCCUACGACGUCCUCCUGGAUGAGCUGGUCCUCCCUCCUUCGGCUCCUGGAGGAAAAGUGGAGUUUCGUCGCUCUUUGACUCUCAGCCUCCUCUUCAAAUUCAACCUGGAGGUCCUGCAGAAGCUCAGAGAAAUGAACGUGAUUAAAGAUGAGCUUCCUGAGAGGAUCCGUCCUUUACCCAGAGACAUCCAGCCCAGCCUGCAGGAGUACCAGCAUGUGUCGAAGGACCAGAGUGCCCAGGACCCGGUGGGGCGUCCCAUCAUGCAUCGCUCUGCCAUCAGCCAGGCGACAGGCGAGGCCGUGUACUGUGACGACAUCCCCAGAACAGACGGGGAGCUCUUCAUGGCUGUGGUCACCAGCUCUCGAGCGCACGCUAAAAUCACAAGUCUGGACGUGAGCGAGGCUCUGCGGCUCCCCGGCGUCGUCGAUGUCAUCACGGCUAAAGAUAUUCCCGGGAAGAAAGUCCGAACGGUGUUUGGUUAUGAUGAGGAGCUGCUCGCUGAGAGCCAGGUGUCGUGUGUCGGUCAGAUGAUCUGUGCGGUGGUCGCUGACACGAAGGCGCACGCCAAGCGAGGAGCGGCGGCUGUGAAGAUCAGCUAUGAAGACCUGCCUGACCCGGUUUUUACUGCAGAGGACACCAUCGAGAAGUCGUCCUUCUUUGAGCCUCGGCGGGUGAUCUGGAGAGGAAACGUGACGGAAGCCUUCAAGACUGUCGAUCAGCUUCAUGAAGGAGAGAUUCGAAUGGGCGGUCAGGAGCAUUUCUACAUGGAGACCCAGAGCAUGCUGGUUGUUCCUGUCGGAGAGGAGACAGAGUUCAAAGCUUACGUCUCCACUCAGUGGCCGACGUUAACUCAGGAUGCGAUUGCAGACACGUUGAACAUCCCGUCCAACAGAGUCACCUGUCACGUCAAAAGGAUGGGCGGAGCUUUCGGCGGGAAGGUCACUAAAACCUCCAUCCUGGCCAGUAUUACAGCUGUGGCUGCGCUGAAGACCAGUCGUGCAGUGCGCUUCGUGCUGGAGCGAGGCGACGACAUGCUGAUCACAGGAGCUCGUCACCCCGUCCUGGGAAGAUACAAAGUGGGUUUCAUGAUGGAUGGAAGCAUCGUGGCUGCAGACAUUCAGUACUACACCAACGCUGGCAACUCUAUCGAUGAGUCGACUCUGGUCGUAGAAAAGAUUCUGCUCCACAUGGACAACGCCUACAACAUCCCCAACCUGCACGGUCGCGCUUCCGCCUGCAGGACCAACCUGCCCUCCAACACCGCCUUCAGGGGCUUCGGCGUGCCGCAGAGCAUCAUGAUCGUGGAGAACAUGAUCAACGACGUGGCCGUGCUGCUGGGACGCCCUGCGGACCAGAUUCGGGAGAUCAACAUGUACAAGGGGCCGUCAGUCACCCACUACAAGAUGGAGUUCAGCCCCGAGAACAUGCUGCGCUGCUGGGACGAUUGUAAAGUCAAGUCCGACUUCAGCGCCCGCCGCAAAGCUGUCGACCAGUUCAACCAGCAGAACCGCUGGAAGAAGAGGGGCAUCGCCAUCAUCCCCAUCAAAUAUGGGAUCGCAUUCGCAGAGAGCUUCUUAAAUCAGGCCGGAGCUCUGGUUCACGUCUAUAAGGACGGAUCGGUUCUGGUCACUCAUGGUGGGACGGAGAUGGGUCAGGGCAUCCACACUAAGAUGCAACAGGUGGCGAGUCGGGAGCUUCACAUCCCGACCUCGAAGAUCUACAUCAGUGAAACCAGCACCAACACUGUUCCCAACACCUGCCCCUCCGCCGCCUCCUUCGGUACCGACGCCAACGGCAUGGCGGUCAAGAACGCCUGCAUGAUUCUGUACCAGCGACUGGAGCCAAUCAGGCAGAAGAACCCCAAAGGAUCAUGGGAAAGCUGGAUCAAUGCAGCGUACUUUGAGAAGAUCAGCCUCUCAGCCACCGGGUUCUACAGGGGUCCAGAUCUUUACAUGGACUGGGACAAGAUGGAGGGGCAGCCUUACGCUUACUUCACAUACGCGACGUGUUGCUGUGAGGUGGAGCUGGACUGCCUCACUGGAGACUACCGGACGGUGAGGACGGACAUCGUGGUCGACAUCGGCAGAAGUGUGAACCCCUCAGUGGACAUCGGCCAGAUUGAAGGAGCGUUCAUGCAGGGUUUGGGUCUCUACACUCUGGAGGAGCUGAAGUUUUCCCCCUCCGGGCUUCUGUACACUCGAGGUCCGUCUCAGUAUAAGAUCCCUGCGGUGUGCGACGUGCCGCUUCGCUUCAACGUCUAUCUGCUGCCCGACUCCAGCAACCCUCACGCCAUCUACUCCUCCAAGGGUAUCGGAGAACCCAUCGUCUUCCUGGGCAGCACCGUGUUCUUCGCCAUCAAAGACGCCGUGGCUGCAGCUCGCUCAGACUCGGGUUUAGUCGGCCCGUUUUCUCUGGACAGCCCCGCGACGCCGGAGAGAGCCUGUCUGGCUUGUGCCUCCCCGUUCACAAAGAAGAUCCCAGUGAGCAAACCAGGAUCUUUCAAACCGUGGGCAUUAAACAUCUAACACCAAAAUCUGUUUGUUGGUUUUAAAUGUCUUCAAAUCAAACCUAAACCAACUGUGAAAUCAGUGUAACCAGCGAUGGUGAUGCAGCUAAUUUUCUGAUACUCUAUAAACCCAGUACACUUGAAUUUUGUUGGAUUAAACAUGUCUUCAUGUCUUCUCCUGAUGAAGAAAUCUCCCCAUUCGCGGGACAAAUAAAGGAAUUCUGAUUCUGAUUUUUAACAGUGUAUGAUAUGAAAUAAAUGCAGCAUGACCACUAAAAUAAACAGUACAACACUUCA